Messenger RNA from Mytilus californianus (California mussel), 1090 nucleotides. RefSeq names its product neuronal acetylcholine receptor subunit alpha-5-like. Gene Ontology annotation, molecular function: extracellular ligand-gated monoatomic ion channel activity; transmembrane signaling receptor activity; neurotransmitter receptor activity. Gene Ontology annotation, biological process: monoatomic ion transmembrane transport; regulation of membrane potential; nervous system process. The coding region runs from base 18 to 1073 and encodes 351 amino acids. The record is from RefSeq and is a predicted model, not a curated record. NCBI's taxonomy places the organism in Eukaryota, Metazoa, Mollusca, Bivalvia, Mytilida, Mytilidae. The transcript has a single exon. Gene Ontology annotation, cellular component: synapse; membrane; neuron projection.
UUGAUGCGUCUUUUAACAUGAUAGCACUACAGGACAUCAGUGAAGUUCAGGGAACUGCUACUUUAUCUGGGUUCUUUAGUUUUUCAUGGAUAGACAAGAAUUUAGUAUGGAAUCCAGCAGACCAUAACAACAUAUACAAUAUUGACUUUCCGCAGGAUGUUUUAUGGAAACCACCAAUGGUUAAUGGUAACGCCGUAAAAAAUAUAAAAAUUAUGACUGUGGAUAAUAUGAUGUUAGCGGUGGCGGAAGACGGACGGGUAUAUUUUUACCCAGGAGACAGUUUUACGUUUACAUGUGAUAUUGAUAGUUCGAACUUUCCAUUCGAUACACAGAUAUGUACAAUGGACAUACUGACCUGGGGUUAUUCUAACAAAACGUUGGUGUUUAACGACGGCCUAGUAUCUACAGAUCUCAUGGGUACUAACAGUGGAUGGGAACUGACAAGUGCAACAAUCACUGGUAAUGUCUUCGGACAAUUAACUAUUCCUGGAGUCAAAGUCAAAUUCAAUUUCAAACGACGAUCUUAUUUUUUUAUUAUGAAUCUUUUAGUUCCCGUCAACUUUUUAGGAUUCCUCAAUAUCUUUGUUUUUAUUUUACCGCAGGAGUCUGGAGAAAGGAUCGGGUUUUCCAUAACAGCGUUGUUAGCAGUGGUAGUUUUCAUUACUAUAGCUGAAGAUAUCCUGCCCGCAACUGCUACACCAAAAUUAGCUGCUUUGUAUGAAUUACUGAUCCAAGAUAUGGCCUUGAGUGGUUGUAUUGUUAUUUCUGUUAUUAUAAGUUCGAGGAUAUACUAUAAAAAGGACCAUGAAGCCAUGCCUAAAUGGAUUCGAAAAUGCAUCGGAUAUAAAUUUCCCUGCUGUAAAAUGCACCAUUUAAACUUUAAUAGACAUUUAAACGAACCAAAUUCUGUACAUGCAAUAGAACCCACAGAUGAAAAGAACGUGGACUUGGAUGAUAAUACAAACAAACUAAACUGGGAGACAGUCAGUAAAUUUUGGGACACAUUUUCCAUUUGUUUUUAUUUAUUGUGGUUUAUAGCAGGCAAUGUAAAAUUUUUCAUUGAUACACAAUAAAAGCUUACUGAAUUUGA